CUAUUUUAUAAUCUGUGUGUGUGUGUGUGUGUGAGAGAGAGAGAGAGAGAGAGAGAGAGCACUUUGGGUGUUUUGUUUGCCCAAACUUGCUUGGCGUCUCGAGCCUUUCAGAAAGAGAUCCAAAUAAAUGACACUCAUUCGAUUCCCUUCCUGAGCGCUCUCUCUCUCUUGAGAAAUUUAUUCACCAAACCCAACCACACCUCACCACUAUCCCUCUCUUAUCAACACACACUCAAUCUCUGCCUGAGAUCAUCACUACCCACCACACUCUGCACCAUUUGUGUUAUUGGGUAUUCUCUAAUUUCAUCUCCCUCUGCAAAUUCAUCAUAUACAUAUAUAGUGAUUUCAUUUGUUUCUGGGUUCUUGGUGUGGGUUCUUCCUAUGGCUGCUUCUUCUGUUGUGUGCACAUGGCUCGUGGCCGCUUGCAUGUCAGUCGCUUGUGAAAAGGACCACACUAUGAUGAAUCCGACGACCAUGGCUCGCUCUUCUUCUCCAAGAAGGUUGAGUAGAUGGGCUCGUAAGCGGAGGGUUUUGUCCAAAUGCAUCUCCGGUGGCACCGAAUCUCCCAGAGGCCUAAUCCCUUCCUUCUGUGGAUCGAGCAUUGAGGGUCUGAUGAAGUCUUACUUGGCUUUCGAGCCCUGCGAGGCGUAUUGUAGUUCCAAAGGGCUUACUUCUUCGGACUUAUUCGGUGACAAUGGGUUUGCUUCACUCUUCGGAUCCAGAAACGCUCUGGUCACUCGCAAGCAGAGGCGGAUUAAUCGAGCCGUCCAUUCUGGGGAAGCAAUGGCUGUAGCUAUGCAACCUGCAAUAGAAGUCACAAAAAGAAAGAAACCUCCUAUGAAGCAAAGGCGAGUGGUUGUGACAGGGAUGGGUGUGGAAACCCCAAUUGGUCAUGAUCCAGAUGUCUUUUACAAUAAUCUGCUUGAAGGUGUCAGUGGCAUUAGUGAGAUUGAGGCUUUUGACUGUACUCAAUAUCCAACGAGAAUUGCUGGAGAGAUCAAGUCCUAUUCAACAGAUGGUUGGGUUGCGCCAAAACUUUCAAAAAGGAUGGACAAAUUUAUGCUUUACAUGCUAACAGCCGGCAAGAAAGCAUUGGCAGAUGGUGGAAUUACAGAAGAUGUAAUGGAUGAAUUAGAUAAAACUAGAUGUGGAGUUCUGAUUGGCUCUGCCAUGGGUGGCAUGAAGGUUUUCAACGAUGCAAUAGAAGCUUUAAGGGUCUCAUACAAGAAGAUGAAUCCUUUUUGUGUACCUUUUGCAACAACAAACAUGGGUUCUGCCAUGCUCGCUAUGGAUCUGGGAUGGAUGGGACCAAACUAUUCCAUCUCUACUGCUUGUGCUACGAGCAACUUCUGUAUACUGAAUGCAGCAAACCACAUCAUCAGAGGUGAAGCUGAAAUGAUGCUUUGUGGUGGCUCAGACGCCGCAAUUAUACCUAUCGGAUUGGGAGGUUUUGUGGCAUGCAGAGCACUUUCUCAGAGAAACAGUGAUCCUACCAAAGCUUCACGCCCUUGGGAUACUAGUCGUGAUGGAUUUGUUAUGGGAGAAGGAGCUGGAGUUCUGCUUUUGGAAGAAUUAGAGCAUGCUAAGAAAAGAGGUGCAAAUAUCUAUGCAGAAUUCCUUGGUGGAAGCUUCACAUGUGAUGCUUAUCACAUGACAGAGCCUCAUCCUGACGGUGCCGGUGUCAUUUUAUGCAUAGAGAAGGCCUUAGGUCAGGCUGGAGUGUCCAAGGAAGAGGUGAACUACAUAAAUGCACAUGCUACGUCCACACUGUCAGGAGAUCUCAAGGAGUACCAAGCCCUCCUUCACUGUUUUGGCCAGAAUCCAGUGUUAAGAGUGAACUCUACAAAAUCAAUGAUCGGUCACCUACUAGGAGCAGCUGGUGCUGUGGAAGCUGUUGCUACAGUGCAGGCUAUACGGACUGGGUGGGUUCAUCCAAACAUCAAUCUUGAAAACCCUGAUAAAGGCGUGGACACAAAUGUGCUGGUGGGCCCAAAGAAAGAAAGGCUGGACAUUAAGGUGGCGUUGUCUAAUUCGUUUGGCUUUGGUGGCCAUAACUCGUCAAUCUUAUUUGCUCCUUACAAAUAGAUCCUGUGGACUUCUCCAACUUGGGAUCAGAUGGUACCAAGUUUCUUGCGGUAUCCUUCUUCGUUGUGUCUGAUCUUCUAUAUGACUGGCCGAAGAAAUGAAACUGUUUGGACAGACCGAGGAGGUGGCCCUCUGGAAUUGGGGAAGGGACAAAUACAGAGUUCCCCCAUGGCUACCAUGAUGAUACUCCUGUUCUGCUUUUUGAUGAGUUUUCCUUUCCUCCUUUUAAUCCUUUUCUCCUCCUCCUAAAAAGUUACACUAGGGCUUCAGCUGGCGGUCUAAUACGAGCCAUGCUUGAGUUCAACUACUGUUUCCUUGUACAAGUAGAUGGUCCAGUGAAGUUUUAACGAACGAUUGUAUCAAACUCUAACCUGGUAAUUUGCCAAUGUUGGACAUGUGAAAUGUUGGUUAUAUUGCGCAGAAGUUGGUUGCAUUAUUAUUAUAA
Cornus florida is the source of this 2530-nucleotide messenger RNA. Its product is annotated as 3-oxoacyl-[acyl-carrier-protein] synthase II, chloroplastic-like. Gene Ontology annotation, molecular function: 3-oxoacyl-[acyl-carrier-protein] synthase activity. Gene Ontology annotation, biological process: fatty acid biosynthetic process. NCBI's taxonomy places the organism in Eukaryota, Viridiplantae, Streptophyta, Magnoliopsida, Cornales, Cornaceae. Bases 382 to 2085 code for a protein of 567 amino acids. Gene Ontology annotation, cellular component: chloroplast stroma. The record is from RefSeq and is a predicted model, not a curated record. The transcript has 14 exons.